This is a messenger RNA of Debaryomyces hansenii CBS767, 783 nucleotides long. RefSeq names its product phosphoadenylyl-sulfate reductase (thioredoxin) (gene MET16). Gene Ontology annotation, cellular component: cytoplasm. The transcript has a single exon. Gene Ontology annotation, molecular function: phosphoadenylyl-sulfate reductase (thioredoxin) activity. The record is from RefSeq and is a predicted model, not a curated record. Lineage: Eukaryota; Fungi; Ascomycota; Pichiomycetes; Serinales; Debaryomycetaceae. The coding region runs from base 1 to 783 and encodes 260 amino acids.
AUGACAAUAACAGGGCCUGUAAACUUAUCUGCUGAGCAUUUGCAACAUUUGAACGAAAAACUUCAGGAGUUAUCACCAGAGGAAAUCAUCAAGUGGGCUUAUAUUACUUUUCCAAACUUAUAUCAAACCACUGCUUUUGGAUUAACAGGAUUAGUUACCAUAGAUAUGAUCUCAAAGUUAAAACCAGAAGAAGAUCAUUUGAUAGACCUUAUUUUUAUUGACACUUUGCAUCACUUUCCUCAAACUUAUGAUUUGGUUAACAACGUAAGCAAAAAGUAUAAUUCUAAGAUCCACACAUUCAAACCGUUAAACGUCGAAACUGAAUCUGAAUUUGCACAAAGAUACGGAGAUCAACUAUGGGAAACCAACGACUCGUAUUAUGAUUUCUUAAUAAAGGUUGAGCCUUCUCAACGAGCAUAUAAAGAUUUGCAAGUGGUUGCAGUGUUGACAGGUAGAAGAAAGUCCCAAGGUGGGGCCCGUGGCUCAUUGCCGGUGAUUGAAAUUGAAGAAUCGAGUGGUACCAUCAAGAUUAACCCGUUGUGUAACUGGGACUUCAAUAAGGUGAAAAGCUACAUCGACGAAAAUAACGUGCCGUAUAAUGAAUUAUUAGAUUUAGGCUACAAAUCGAUCGGUGACUGGCACUCGACUGUCCCCGUUGCCGAAGGUGAAGAUGAAAGAAGUGGUAGAUGGAAGGGUAAAGCCAAGACUGAAUGUGGGAUUCACGAAACUAGCAAGUUUGCCCAAUAUUUAAAAUCGAAUGAGAAUCCUACCAUCAAUUCUUAG